Penicillium chermesinum is the source of this 2328-nucleotide messenger RNA. RefSeq names its product 3-isopropylmalate dehydratase LEU1 (gene luA). Gene Ontology annotation, molecular function: 4 iron, 4 sulfur cluster binding; 3-isopropylmalate dehydratase activity. The transcript is spliced from 3 exons. Gene Ontology annotation, cellular component: 3-isopropylmalate dehydratase complex. Lineage: Eukaryota; Fungi; Ascomycota; Eurotiomycetes; Eurotiales; Aspergillaceae. The coding region runs from base 1 to 2328 and encodes 775 amino acids. The record is from RefSeq and is a predicted model, not a curated record. Gene Ontology annotation, biological process: L-leucine biosynthetic process.
AUGCCUUCCGCAGAAACAGGGCCCAGAACCUUAUACGACAAGGUCUUUUCCUCUCACGUCGUCAACGAGCAGGACGAUGGCACUUGCUUGAUCUACAUCGACCGUCACUUGGUCCAUGAAGUGACCUCCCCACAAGCCUUCGAGGGCCUCAAAAAUGCGGGCCGCCCUGUCCGACGACCAGACUGCACCUUAGUCACUGUCGAUCAUAACAUCCCGACCACUUCACGAAAAAAUUUCAAAAAUGCCGCGGAUUUCAUUGAGGAGACCGACUCCCGUCUCCAAUGUACCACCCUCGAGGAAAACGUGAAGGACUUCGGCCUCACCUACUUUGGCAUGGGCGACAAGCGCCAGGGUAUUGUCCACAUCAUUGGACCAGAGCAGGGCUUCACCCUGCCCGGAACUACCGUCGUUUGCGGUGACAGCCACACCUCCACCCACGGAGCCUUUGGCGCCCUCGCAUUCGGUAUCGGAACCAGUGAAGUCGAGCACGUCCUCGCAACCCAAACCCUCCUCACCCGCCGAAGCAAGAACAUGCGUGUCCAGGUCAAUGGGGAGCUUGCUCCCGGUGUCACCAGUAAGGAUGUUGUUCUCCACAUCAUUGGUGUGAUCGGAACUGCCGGUGGUACUGGUGCCGUGAUUGAGUUCUGUGGAUCUGUCAUCCGCAAUCUCAGCAUGGAGGCUCGUAUGUCGAUCUGUAACAUGUCCAUUGAGGGUGGUGCUCGUGCUGGUAUGAUUGCCCCGGAUGAUACCACUUUCGAAUACCUCAAGGGCCGUCCUCUCGCCCCUAAGGAGGGCAGCGCCGAGUGGAACCGCGCUGUCAGCUACUGGUCCAGCCUGAAGUCUGAUGCGGAUGCUAAGUUCGACAUCGAUGUUCAACUGGAUGGCAGGGACAUUAUUCCCACCGUCUCCUGGGGUACAUCGCCCCAGGAUGUUGUCCCCAUCACCGGUGUCGUUCCUGGCCCUGAUGAUUUCGACGAUGAGAACCGUAAGGUCGCUUGCAAGCGUGCCUUGGAGUACAUGGGUCUCACCGCUGGGACUCCCAUGAAGGAAAUCCCCGUGGAUAAGGUGUUCAUUGGCUCUUGCACAAACGGUCGGAUUGAGGAUCUUCGGGCUGUCGCUAAGGUCGUCAAGGGCCGUAAGAUUGCUGCCAACAUCAAGCACGCCAUGAUUGUUCCUGGCUCCGGUCUAGUUAAGCAGAAGGCUGAGUCCGAGGGCCUCGAUAAGAUUUUCACCGAUGCCGGCUUCGAUUGGCGUGAGGCUGGGUGCUCCAUGUGUCUUGGAAUGAAUCCUGACAUUCUCUCUCCCAAGGAGCGCUGCGCCAGUACCUCCAACCGUAACUUUGAAGGCCGUCAAGGGGCUCAGGGUCGUACCCACCUGAUGUCUCCUGCUAUGGCUGCUACUGCCGCUAUUGUCGGCAAGCUUGCUGAUGUCCGUGAACACGUUUCUACCAGCCCCAUUCUAUCUAAGGUCCAGCCCAAGGUUGACGUUGCUGCCGAGGCGGUGGACUCUCCGGUCACUGAGGACGAGCUUGACCGCGUCCUUGACUUGCCCGCCGAUAACGAGCCACACGCCAACACUAGCGCUGGCAGCGGGGCCAGCGGUGGCACCGGAUUGCCUAAGUUCACUACCCUGAAGGGUAUCGCGGCCCCUCUGGACCGUUCCAACGUCGACACCGACGCAAUCAUCCCUAAGCAGUUCUUGAAGACCAUCAAGCGGACUGGUCUGGGAUCAGCAGCCUUCUACGAACUGCGCUUCCACCCCGACGGUACCGAGAACCCCGACUUCAUUCUGAACCAGGGUAUUUACCGCAACGCAAAGAUUCUCGUCGUGACCGGCCCCAACUUCGGCUGCGGUAGUUCACGUGAGCACGCUCCUUGGGCUCUUCUCGACUUUGGGAUCAAGUGCAUCAUUGCCCCGUCUUUCGCCGAUAUCUUCUUCAACAACACCUUCAAGAACGGCAUGCUUCCCAUCGUCAUUUCGGACGAGGCCGCUUUGAAGAAGAUUGCCGACGAGGCUCGUGCCGGUAACGAGGUUGAAGUCGACCUCGUGAACCAGGAAGUCAAGGAUGCUCAAGGCAACAAGAUCGUCGGGUUCGACGUUGAUGGAUUCCGCAAGCACUGCCUUGUCAAUGGUCUCGAUGACAUUGGUCUUACUCUCCAGAUGGAGGACAAGAUUCGUACCUUCGAGACCAAGCGCAGCCUCGAGACCCCUUGGUUAGAUGGCAGCGGAUAUCUCCGCCGUGGAAAACGAGGUGCUACCAUGGUCGAGGCUGCCCCUGUUCCCAAGACCAACCGUGGAGAUGUCAAGGGCGAGCCUCUGGAGUGGUAA